Messenger RNA from Haliotis rubra (blacklip abalone), 1699 nucleotides. Its product is annotated as renalase-like. Lineage: Eukaryota; Metazoa; Mollusca; Gastropoda; Lepetellida; Haliotidae. Gene Ontology annotation, cellular component: extracellular region. Gene Ontology annotation, molecular function: oxidoreductase activity, acting on NAD(P)H. The record is from RefSeq and is a predicted model, not a curated record.
AAUUAGAGUUACCUCCCUUGCUUUGUUUGACAUUGCGUGUCACGAACACACGUGAAACCCCAGUGAGAUAACGAAUUUAACCUCGAUCAAAUUGAUGCUCCGACACGCCAUGGCGCGGGUGUUGGUGGCAGGCACAGGCAUCACAGGUGCGGCAACCGCGGCUGCAUUGCGUCAGGAACUACCGCAGAACGCGACGAUCACGUUAUGGGACAAGUCUCGUGGGGAGGUCGAGAAUGUCAACAUCCGAAAACCGGGAGAUGACACCUGCACAGUUGAUUUGGGAGCUCAGUACUUCACCUUAACACCAGAAUCCAAAACCAAGAGACAAAGUGUAUUUGAUGAGCUGGAGUCUGCUGGAGUAUUCCAACCCUUCCAGAGUGUUAGAGGGAGACAAGUCAGUGGAGCUGCGGCAUUAUGUUACACCAGCAGGAAGUGGAUCUCUCGUCAAACACUACCUCACUUCAUGAACACCAUAUAUCUCAAGUGGACUUCAGAGUCAGGAGAUGGCCAAGCGGUCCAGGUUACAACUCAGACAGGGAGCAGUCGGUUUGAUGCUGUUAUACUUACAAUGCGGUUACCACAGAUUCUCCAGCUCAAGGGGCUAUACAACAGAGUAUACCAGUCAGCCCAGUGUAAGAGAGUCUCUAGAGAAGGUGUGGAAGGUGCUCCUCCGCGGUUCUGUCUGGGCCUCUUCUACCCUCCAGGAACACAGCUGCCAUACCAAUGGGAUGAAAGUACUACUUUGGCGGUCCCUGUAUCGAUUUGUGGCCAUAGAUAUGCCCGAGGCGAGGACUGCAAGUCCCACUUAGCGUGCCCUUCAGUCUGCAGCACUUGGAGGGCGGACAAGGGGCUGAUGAAGCCCAUCAUCAUGCAGCACCUGCGAGACAUCCUACCUGAUCUACCUAGACAAGUCAUUAAGAGUCAUAAAUGGAGGUAUUCACAGGUGUGGUUCUAUGUUACAGGUGUGGUGCUGUUACAGGAAUGGUUCUAUGUUACAAGUGUGGCUGGCUGUUACAGGUGUUUCCAACAGUAUGAAGGUUCUCCAGGCUGUGUGUUACUUGAGGGAAACCCUUUAGUAAUACUGGCUGGAGAUGGGCAUUUGCUCAGAGAGAAACUGCUCGGGGCACUAGACUCUGCUGAGGCCACUGUGCAGGCUGUGACAAGGAGCAUCAACGGUAACUUAUAACACAGAUUGAUGCUGGAGCACCUGUGUACAACCCUGAUGAAGUGUGAGUUACUAUUGGUGGGCUGUAUGUGUACAGAUAAAGACCAGAGCCCGUUUCCGCGCCCAGCUCCCCAUAGCGCUUCACGACUGUGCGUAAGUCCUAUGUUCCAGUAUGGGAGGUACUACAGUACAAUUAGCACUUCACGAUAGCAUUGGCUUGGGGUCCAGGCGGUGUACAGCAAGUGGGAUCAAUAACAUGGCAGCAGACAACUGUUUGCUGUUGGUCUACAAGCUUCAACUCCACUCACUUGUUUCUGAGAUAUCUGAAGACUGACGAAGCCCAUCCUCUCUGUAUUCCAGGCUGGAAUCUUUGGUAACCUUCACUAACUCCUGACUCGAUUUCCAGAGUUAUCACAAUCUCAAGUUACUCUUGACUUUCAACAACAAAUUAACAAACAAUGAAACAUCAAGAUCUGCGAAUGUGUAAGGGAGGUAACUCAUAUUGCAUAGAAACCAAACCCAUGGCAUGAAAAU